UCACUCUCCACUCCCUUGUGAAAGCCCUCCUCCUCGUCCCUCAGUAGGCUGAGCACUCGGCCUGGAUGUGUGCUGAACGCUGCGGCUUGUAGAAGAUGUCCGCCGCAGGUGCUGGAGCUUGCGGACCCGGCGGCGCUCCGGGAUCCGGAGCCUCCAACCCUCGGAAGUUUAGCGAGAAGAUUGCUUUACACACUCAGCGACAGGCCGAGGAGACCGCUGCUUUCCAGGAGGUCAUGAUGGACAUCACAUCUUCCCGGAUUCAGGCUCAAAAAGUGCGACUUGCUAGAACACCAGGCCCUUACUAUGGAGGCUCUUUGCCAAACGUCAAUCAGAUCGGCAGGAACGCGGCCGACCUCCAGGGCCCGUUCCACUCAAACUUGGAGUCCAGUCGCUCCACACGGCAUCAUGGGCUGGUGGAAAGAGUCCCCAGAGACCGGCGCUUCGCCUCGCCUAGCCGACCAUACAGGCGACAUAUGGACAGCGGUCAUUGCAGCUCUGCGUACCUGUCUCCACCCCCUGACCAGAGCUGGAGAAGGAACUCGUCUAGUAAUUUCUCCAUGGACAAGAACCCAUUGUUCCGCCUUCCCACCACAGCACUCAACAGGACAAACUCCGACUCUGCUCUUCACACCAGCGUGAUGAACCCUCCCACAGGAGAUCCCUUUAGUGCAGGACACGGCCUAAACCCUCAUGCGAGACGCAGCGGUUUAAAUGAGGGUGAAGGGCGAAGAAUGUUUCCAUACCCUGUUCCUCCGAUAGAGGAAAAUGUCUUAGAUGAAGGCAGGCUUCUAAAACCCUGGGACACAAAGAAGUUAUCUAUGAUGUCCUCACGACCAAAGUCUUGUGAGGUCCCUGGAAUCAAUAUAUUCCCUUCACCAGAUCAGCAGUCCAAUGCCCCUCUUGUCCCGUCUGCUUUAAAUACUGGAGGUUCUCUGCCUGAUCUGUCCAGUCUGCACUUCCCCUCACCACUGCCAACACCACUUGACCCAGAGGAGCCUGGCUAUCCCUCCCUCAGUGGGGGCAACAGCACUGGCAACCUCGCGUCCACCCUUACACAGCUCGGCAUCAAUACCACAAACGCCUUUAACUCUCCAGGUGUGUGUCUUCAUGGUCUCCUGGCCUCACUGCAGGGUACGCUUAGUAACCCUACUCUUCAGUCUUCUCUCAGUAACCCUAACAUCCAGUCAUCUUUAAGCAGCCACUCUUUCCCCAACUCCCUUAGCUCUGCCUCUUUGCAGUCAUCACUCAGCAAUCCUUCCCUGCAGUCCUCCCUUGGCUCCUCCCCUUCUUUGCAGUCGUCCCUCAGCAAUCAGUCCCUUCACUCCUCCCUGAGUAACUCUUCCCUAAGUGGUCAGUCCCUCCAGUCGGUGAACAGUGCAGUGGGGUCAGGGCCCUGUUUGAGUUCCUACCCUACGCUGUUACCUGGUCAGGUGCAGCCACAGUUAAGCUCUUCCCCCUGCAGACGGGGACAGCUCUUACCACUUAACCUGCCCCUGGGUCCGGAUUCUCGCAGGCACCACCCCAAACAGUUCUCUCCUACCAUCUCGAACACACUGACUUCAAUCACGCAGGGUGUUCCACUAGAUACCAGUAAACUUCUGAUGGACCAGAGGUUACCCCCAUACGCUUUUAGUCAGUCUCAGCCAGGCCAGAGCAGUGAAGCACAGAAAGGCUGCUCUUCACCACAGUCAGGCCAGCCACCAGUCCAGCACCAUCAAUUACAGCAACAUCAGCAGACGGCACAGCCUCCCCAGCGCCACCCCCACCCUCACUCACGCACACAACGCCCACAGACCAUGCAGCUGCAUAUGCAGAACAUGCACAACCUGCAUAAAACGCAGAACUUUCCAUUCGACCAUGUUCCACGACAACAGGGCUCCCAUCUCCAGCCACAGCUGAACCAAAACCGCAGCAGCGCAGCUGACACGUCAGGGCCACUGAACUCCCAGAGCAUGCAUGAACCUGAUGUACAUUCACACACACAAGCUGCACAGCAUGAACAGAACCAGAACCUUCCUCAACUUCAGAUCAGCCAGUCUAUAACCAGUGACCUCGGCCUUUACAGUGAUUCCUUAUUACUGAACUCCCUACUGGAUGAUCCAUAUCUGGGCCUACAACUUACCAGCAGGCAAAACCAGAACUUUUCUCAGCAGUUCACCAUUGACUCUCACACAGAGGGUUUGUCCUUUAACCACAAUUUGGACUCUGGCCCUCCCACUAAAGGCCAUGAUGGCUCUUACCCCAGCCACCAAGGGGUACUAGACCUGCUGGACCCUGCAGAUCACCAAUUUCUCAACCCCAGUCAGAACCAGAACUAUGGAAGUGGGAGGCACCCUGUCCCCAACAUCAUACUGACUGGUGAGGGAGACUCUCCUCCUGGUUUGUCCAAAGAGAUCACCAGUGCUUUGUCUGGAGUGCCAGGCUUCGAGGUGGACCCGUUCUCUUCAGAUGACCCACUCAGAAUGGAGCCUUUGGCUCUGGAUGGCCUCAGCAUGCUCACCGACGGAGACCUCAUGCUAGCCGACCCUGCCGUAGAGGACUCGUUUCGCUCUGACCGACUCAAAUGAACAAGGGAAGGGAGGAGCUCGGAACGGUGUUGGGAGUCAGGAGACAUCCAUACAGUCUACGAGUAAGAAGAAGUGAAGUCUUUAAGGCAUUCCAGUGGGAUUUCUCCUCACUGUCCACUUAGACCUGAAAACCUGCUGAAGAGAUUCCUGAAAGGGACCAACUAUGUUUAUGAUUUAAAAAAAAAAAAAAGAGAGAAAAAAAAGUUAGUCCGUUUUUUUUAUUUUUUAUUUUUUGCUUUUUGCGUUUGCUUUAAGCUCCAUGCACUUGCUGAGUUUUCUCUUCAGAUGCAAACAUAAAUGUAGGCAUUAGCUUGUCUAAGUUGUAACCACAUGUUGAAAUUUACAUUGCACUUCAGAGUACUUCAGUGAUGCCAACUUGCAUAAAUGUUUAAAUCCGUUUUUUUUAUAUUUGAGAGUUGAUGUUUGGAAACAAAGUGUUGAGCUCACAGACAAAGAUCUGCCC
Messenger RNA from Clarias gariepinus (North African catfish), 3030 nucleotides. Its product is annotated as CREB-regulated transcription coactivator 3. Gene Ontology annotation, biological process: protein homotetramerization; positive regulation of transcription by RNA polymerase II. The coding region runs from base 96 to 2567 and encodes 823 amino acids. Gene Ontology annotation, molecular function: cAMP response element binding protein binding. The record is from RefSeq and is a predicted model, not a curated record. Lineage: Eukaryota; Metazoa; Chordata; Actinopteri; Siluriformes; Clariidae. Gene Ontology annotation, cellular component: cytoplasm; nucleus. The transcript has 15 exons.